Lagenorhynchus albirostris (white-beaked dolphin) is the source of this 5354-nucleotide messenger RNA. RefSeq names its product kielin cysteine rich BMP regulator (gene KCP). Gene Ontology annotation, molecular function: protein binding. Bases 18 to 5207 code for a protein of 1729 amino acids. The transcript has 39 exons. NCBI's taxonomy places the organism in Eukaryota, Metazoa, Chordata, Mammalia, Artiodactyla, Delphinidae. The record is from RefSeq and is a predicted model, not a curated record.
AGCAAGGCGGGGCAAGCAUGGCCAGGGCCGAGGCCGCUCUGCUGCCCCUCGUCCUGCAGCUCACGGGCCUGGCACUGGCCCCGGGGACCGGCAGAGGUGGAGCCGUCCCCAGGGAGCCUCUGGGGCUUGCUGACAUCCACGACUACCAGCUGCAGGCGCCAGCCCACUCCUCAGCCCCUGCUGGGGCCCCCCAGGAGCGGUGGCGCCCCCUGGAGGAGCGACUGGGAAGGCUGGAGGCUGAGGUCACGGAGCUCAGAGAACAGAACAAAGACCUGCAGGGGAGGGUGAGGCAGCUGGAGUCCUGUGAAUGCCACGCGGCUUCGCCCCAGUGCUGGGGGCUGGGUCGGGCCUGGCCCGAGGGGGCUCGCUGGGAGCCUGAUGCCUGCACAGCCUGUGUCUGCCGGGACGGGGCUACACACUGUGUCCCCCAGCCUGGGCUGCCCCAUUGCCAUGGCUGCAGCCACAAUGGUCAGGCCUAUGGCAAUGGGGAGACCUUCGCCACAGAUGCCUGUACCACCUGCCGCUGCCUGGAAGGAGCCGUAACCUGCACCCAGAAGCCAUGCCCAAGAGGACCCUGCCCGGAGCCGGGAGCGUGCUGCCCGCACUGCGAGCCCGGCUGUACUGGAGGCCACAGGAGUGGGGAAACGUGGCAACUGGAGCCCUGUGUCAUCUGUACCUGUCAGGCAGGGACGGUGCAGUGCCAGGGGCCCUCAUGCUCAGAGCUCAACUGCCUGGAGAGUUACACCCCACCUGGGGAGUGCUGCCCCAUCUGCCGGCCAGGUGACCUCCCCCCCACCCUGCCCCGUCGUCCCCUCGGCCCCAGAGGGUUCCGUACCUACUUGGGGUCCUGCCUUCCCUCGGGUAAUGUCCACCCACCCUGCUCUCUGCUGACCAGUCCGUCACGCUGGCAACCCUCCCCAGGCUGUGAGUAUGAGGGACAGCUUUAUGAGGAGGGGGCCAGCUUCCUGUCCAGCUCCAACCCUUGUCUCCAAUGCUCCUGCCUGAGGAACCUGGUUCGCUGUGUGCCCAUGAAGUGCCCGUCCACCCCCUGCCCUGGACCAGUCCUGAGGCCCGGGCACUGCUGCCCGACCUGCCAAGCCCAAGGCUGCACAGAAGGUGGUUCUCACUGGGAGCAUGGCCAAGAGUGGACCACACCUGGGGACCCCUGCCAGAUCUGCCAGUGCCUGGAGGGCCACAUCCGGUGUCACCAGCGAGAAUGUUCCAGCCUGUGCCCAUACCCUGCCCGGCCCCUCCCGGGCACCUGCUGCCCUGUGUGCGAUGGCUGUUUCCUAAAUGGGCAAGAGUACCGCAGCGGGGAGCCCGUGGGCUCUGUGGACCCCUGCUCCCACUGCCGUUGUGCCAAUGGGAGUGUCCACUGUGAGCCUCUGCCCUGCCCACCAACGCCCUGCAGACACCCAGGCAGGAUCCCUGGGAAGUGCUGCCCAGUCUGUGACAGCUGUGAGUACCAGGGACACCAGUAUCAGAGCCAGGAGACCUUCAGACUCCAAGAGAGUGGCCGCUGUGUCCGCUGCUCCUGCCAGGCCGGCGAGGUCUCCUGUGAGGAGCAGGAGUGCCCGGGCGCCCCCUGCACCCUGUCUGACUCUGGCCCCCAGCUCUGCCCAGCCUGCGUGCUUGGUGGAGAGGAGUUUGCUGAGGGGGUCCAGUGGGAGCCUGAUGGUCAGCCCUGCACAACCUGUUCCUGUCAAGCUGGGGUGCCCGUGUGCAGGGCUUUGCUCUGCUCCCCAGCCCCCUGCCAGCACCCCACCAAGCCCCCCGGUGCCUGCUGCCCCAGCUGUGAGAGCUGCACCUACCACGGCCAAGUGUACGCCAACGGGCAGAACUUCACAGAUGCAGACAGCCCUUGCCACACCUGCCACUGCGAGGAUGGGACCGUGACAUGCUCCUUGGUCAACUGCCCUCCCACAACCUGUGCCAGGCCCCAGAGUGGACCCGGCCAGUGCUGCCCCAGGUGCCCAGGCUGUGCCUUUGCUGGGAAAGAGUACCCCAACGGAGCAGACUUCCCCCACCCCUCCGACCCCUGCCGCCUGUGUCACUGUCUGAGCGGCCACGUGCAGUGCCCGGCCCGCCGCUGCCCGCCCUUGCCCUGUCCAGAGCCACUCCUGUUGCCAGAAGAGUGCUGCCCGCAGUGCCCGGCCACCCCCUCUGGCUGCCCUCGGCCCGGGGGCGGGGUCCCCGUCCGCCACCAGGAGCACUUCUCCCAGCCCGACGACCCCUGCCGCCGCUGCCUCUGCCUCGACGGCUCCGUGUCCUGCCAGCGGCUGCCCUGCCCACCGGCGCCCUGCGCCCACCCGCGCCAGGGGCCCUGCUGCCCCGCCUGUGACGGCUGCCUGUACCAGGGGAAGGAGUUCGCCAGCGGCGAGCGCUUCCCUUCGCCCACUGCCCGGUGCCACAUCUGCCUCUGCUGGGAGGGCAGCGUCAGCUGUGAGCCCAGGGCCUGUGCCCCAGCACAGUGCCCCUUCCCUGCCAGGGGUGACUGCUGCCCUACCUGUGAUGGCUGCGAGUACCUAUGGGAGUCCUACCUGAGCAGCCAGGAGUUUCCGGAUCCCCGAGAGCCCUGCAAUCUGUGUACCUGUCUCCGAGGCUUCGUGAACUGUAGCCGCCGGCCCUGUGAGCCUCUGGGCUGCAGCCACCCGCUCACCCCGUCUGGGCACUGCUGCCCGACCUGCCAGGGAUGCCUCUAUCAUGGGGUCACCGCUGCCCCCGGAGAGACCCUUCCUGACCCGCUCGACCCCACCUGCUCCAUCUGCACCUGCCAGGAAGGCUCCAUGCGCUGCCAGAAGAAGCCGUGUGCUCCAGCUCUGUGCCCCCAUCCCUCCCCAGGGCCUUGCUUCUGCCCUGUUUGCCACAGCUGCCUCUCUCAGGGCCGGGAGCACCAGGACGGGGAGGAGUUUGAGGGGCCCGCAGGCAGCUGUGAGCGCUGUCGCUGUCAGGCUGGCCAGGUCAGCUGUGAGCGGCUGCAGUGCCCACCUCUGCCCUGCCCACUCCAGGUCACAGAGCCCGGGAGCUGCUGCCCUCGCUGCAGAGGCUGCCUGGUUCAUGGGGAGGAGCACCCUGAAGGCAGUAGCUGGGAGCCCCCCGACAGCCCCUGUUCCUCCUGCAUGUGUCAUGAGGGUGUCAUCACCUGUGCCCGCGUCCAGUGUGUCACCUCCUGUGCCCAGCCUCACCUGGGGCCCCGUGACUGCUGCCCUCCAUGCUCUGCCUGUGAGCAUGAGGGUCGGAAGUAUGAGCCCGGGGAGAGCUUCCAGCCUGGCGCAGACCCCUGUGAAGUGUGCACCUGUGAGCUGCAGCCUGAGGGAACUCCCAGCCUUCGCUGUCACCGGCGGCAGUGUCCCAGCCUGGUGGGCUGUCCCACCAGCCAGCUCCUGCCCCCUGGGCCCCAGCAUUGCUGCCCCACCUGUGCCCAGCCGCUGAGUCCCUGCACGGAGCACCUGCAGGGGUCUAAGCUGGCCUCGCCAGACCCCUGCUACACCUGCCAGUGCCAGGACCUGACUUGGCUCUGCAUUCACCGGGCCUGUCCUGAGCCCAGCUGUCCCCUGUUGGAGCGCCAUACCCCCCCUGGGAGCUGCUGUCCCGUGUGCCAGGAAUGUGUGGUGGAAGCUGAGGGCCGGAGAGUGGCAGAUGGAGAGAGCUGGCGGGACCCCAGCGACGACUGUAUCACUUGCACCUGCCGUCGGGGCCGAGUGGAGUGCCACCUGGAAGAGUGCCAGGCCCUCUCCUGCCCCCACGGCUGGGCGAAGGUGCGGGACGCUGGCAGGUGCUGUGAGAGAUGCCAAGCCCCCGCCCAGUCGUGCGUGCACCAGGGCCGGCAGGUGGCCUCCGGGGAGCGCUGGGCCGUGGACGCCUGCACCAGCUGCUCCUGCGUAGCCGGCGCCGUGAGCUGCCAGAGCCAGCGCUGCCCGCCGCUCUCCUGCGGGCCCGACGAGGCCCCCGCCCUGCGUCCCGGCAGCUGCUGCCCCCGCUGCCUGACCCGGCCCGCUUCCUGCAUGGCCUUCGGAGACCCUCAUUACCGCACCUUCGACGGCCGCCUGUUGCACUUCCAGGGCAGCUGCAGCUACGUGCUGGCCAAGGACUGCCGUGGAGGCGACUUUAGCGUGCACGUGACCAACGAUGACCGGGGCCGGAGCGGCGUGUCCUGGACCCACGAGGUGGCCGUGCUGCUGGGAGACGUGGCCGUGCGGCUGCUGCAGGGCGGGGCGGUCACGGUGGACGGGCGCCCCGUCGCCUUGCCCUUCUUGCAGGAGCCUCUGAUGUAUGUGGAGCUGCGGGGACGCACGGUGAUGCUACACGCCCAGCCGGGGCUCCAGGUGCUGUGGGAUGGGCAGUCCCAGGUGGAGGUGAGAGUGCCUGGCUCCUACCGGGGUCAGAUUUGUGGGCUCUGUGGCAACUUCAAUGGCUUUGCCCAGGAUGAUCUGCAGGGCCCUGAGGGGCUGCUCCUGUCCACUGAGGCUGAGUUUGGGAAUAGUUGGCAGGUCCCAGAGGGGCCAGGACCUGGUCGGCCCUGUUCCAAGGGCCGUGAGGUGGAUCCAUGCCGGGCAGCAGGGUACCGUGCCAGGCGUGAGGCCAACGCCCGGUGCAGGGUGCUGAAGUCGUCCCCGUUCAGUCGCUGCCAUACCGUGGUGCCACCAGAGCCCUUCUUUGCCGCCUGCGUGUAUGACCUCUGUGCUUGUGGUCCUGGCUUCUUGGCUGACACCUGCCUCUGUGACGCCCUGGAAGCCUAUGCCAGCCACUGUCGCCAAGCAGGGGUGACUCCUGCCUGGCGGGGCCCCACGCUCUGCGGUGAGGGGGCAAUGCCCAGUGCGAGUUGGGGGAGGGGUGACACGGAGGGCUCAGGUCUGGACAGCGUAGGUACAGGGAGGGUCACAGGGGGUGGGCCUGGUGACUGCAAAGUGACUCUGCUUUCCACUCCACCUGCAGUGGUGGGCUGCCUCCUGGACCGUGGCUUCGUGUUUGAUGAGUGUGGCCCACCCUGUCCCCGCACCUGCUUCAACCAGCAUGUCCCCCUGGGGGAGCUGGCGGCCCACUGCGUAAGGCCCUGUGUUCCCGCCUGCCGGUGCCCCGCAGGCCUGGUGGAGCACGAGGCCCACUGUAUCUCACCCGAGGCCUGCCCCCCAGUCCUACUCACUGGGGACCAGCCACCCAGCACUCUGCCCAACCCCAGCCAGAAGCCCCAGGGCCAGGAACCCUGAGCCAGGACGACACCGACCAGGAUUCAUCAGGCUAGAAGUGUCCCCUCGGAGAGAAGCUCCCACACUGCCCGGGCAUCGGGAGCCUGGGUCUGGGCCCCGCAAAGACCCCAGCGUGUGGAGUCAGAAGCAGUAAACUCGGGAACUGCC